Messenger RNA from Diachasma alloeum, 570 nucleotides. RefSeq lists its product as uncharacterized. The transcript has a single exon. Lineage: Eukaryota; Metazoa; Arthropoda; Insecta; Hymenoptera; Braconidae. Bases 1 to 570 code for a protein of 189 amino acids. The record is from RefSeq and is a predicted model, not a curated record.
AUGGAUACAGUAGGCCUAAAGUUGGCGAAACACAAGACCGAGCCCGUGUUGAUCACAAGCAGGAAGAAGAUCGAGACAAUGACACUGCAAGUCGGAAAUUACGAACUUACUUCCCAGCCGUUCAUUCGGUAUUUGGGGGUAAUGAUCGAUGCCCGACUCAACUUUAAACAACAAGCAGUGAACGUGGGUAUAAAGGCAUCUGGGAUCAGAGCGUCCGAGUCGCGCCUCAUGCCCAACGUAGGAGGCCCUAAGCAGAGGAUACGAGCGCUACUAUCGUCGGUGGUCACGUCGGUGCUCAUAUAUGGUAUUGCCAUCUGGGCUGAUGCUCUGCAGAUGCAGGAAUUACGGCGGAAUGGGGCACUAGUCUUCCGACUGAGCGCCCUCAGAGUUGCCAGCGCAUACCACACUGUGCCCGAGGAUGUAAUGUGUGUCAUCGUCGGGAUGUUGUCCAUUGAAGUACUAGCCGAGGAACGAAGAUCCCUGUACCGGCGGAAGCGAUCUGAAGUACUGAGUCCCGAAGCACUGGCGGUAGAAGAAAGGCGAAGCAGCCUGAAACGAUGGCAGCUGUAG